AUGAGGCAAAGCUAUCAGAGAGCGACAUUUGUCUAUAUACUUUGUGUCGUCUUUGUAUUGAUUUUAUUCGCACAAAAUAUCAAACUAUUUACUCGAUCUACGCGUUCAAUAGAAAAGAUUCCUUAUAUUGAGAAGACGUCACAGAAUUAUUCGAUCCAAACUGAAAAUUAUGAUGAUCAGUAUUGCAUUGCAUACAACUUUCUGGAAGCAACUGAACAAUUUCGAGAAGACGGUCUCGAACCAAUCACUCUUGCAACUCACGCAACAUCUGAUAUGAUGGGAACUCUAGAAUAUCUGACGUCAACGUGGAAUGGUCCGAUUUCUGUUGGUGUUUUCAUUGACUACCAUUCAAGUCAGGCUCUUGAACAUCUCGCUGAAAUGCAUAGAUGUGACAUAGAAUUCAGGAAAAAGAUGUCAAUCCAUUUUGCUAUUCGUCAAUCAGCAUUUCAGACUAGUUGUCCCAAAGUUCACGUCGCUUCAUCUAACAGAUCUUGUGAAGAGUUUCAUUUGGAAAAAAAACAACUUCGUCGAAAUAUUGCCGGUCCAUUCCAACUUUAUCCAAGUAAUUUGAUGAGAAAUAUGGCACGGAAAGGAGCAAAAUCAGAUAUUCAUUUCAUAAUGGAUGCUGAUAUGAUUGUUAGUGAAGGAUUUGCUCAAAAAGUGAAACCAAUAGCAAAUGAAAUGAUUAAUGGAGAAAAUAAGAAGUUGUUAGUGGUUCGAAGGUUUGAAAGUGUCAAUAAAACAAGCAUUCCAAGAACAAAUAAGGAGUUGAAACAAUCCAUGUUGGAUUCAAAAACAUUCGAAUUCCAUCACAAAUUCUUCCCACAAGGACAUCGUAUUAAAAAUCUGAACGAAUGGUUCGAUAUAUCUAGUCAGUCAGAUGUUGUCAGUACGCAAGAAGUUGCCUAUACAGGAUUCGAUUGGGAAGUACAAGUAAUUCUUCAUAGAAAUGAUCCAUACAACGCAGCUUAUUUUCCAUCGAGAAUAAAAGUCAUGAACUCGUUGAUCUACGCGUUGUGUCGGGCUAAUUAUACAUUUCACGUACUUUCACAUGUAUUCGAUGUCCAUGAGGGUGUCAAGAAAGAGAAUACAGUAUACUCGAAAGCUACAAUCAAACAUCAAUAUUCGUAUGCAGCAAAAAUAGCCGGCUCACGAUACGUCAGAGAGAUGAACGAGUUGUACCCGAAUACCGAAAAACAAUGUGGAAAGUUUAGAAUUUGA
Molecule: messenger RNA, 1221 nt
Organism: Caenorhabditis remanei
Lineage: Eukaryota; Metazoa; Nematoda; Chromadorea; Rhabditida; Rhabditidae
Exons: 9
Coding region: 1-1221 (406 amino acids)
Source: RefSeq, a predicted model, not a curated record